Messenger RNA from Paramacrobiotus metropolitanus, 1661 nucleotides. RefSeq lists its product as uncharacterized. NCBI's taxonomy places the organism in Eukaryota, Metazoa, Tardigrada, Eutardigrada, Parachela, Macrobiotidae. Bases 248 to 1291 code for a protein of 347 amino acids. The record is from RefSeq and is a predicted model, not a curated record. The transcript is spliced from 6 exons.
UCUGUGGAAAUGCUGAUUUAUACACGCUGAUUUUUGCAGUGAAUACGUUUGCAGUGUUUCUUCAAGUUUUCUCAUGUUCUGGAGUGUCUCUUUACAGUUUCUACCUUUUUCCGACUGUUCACUGAAUAAACAGACACGCAGUGCUACACAGCACAGAUAAAUCCGAAAAACAGUGGAUACCAGAUUACAAAAUAUUGGUUAAGAUGAGUUCAUUCCGGUUGAGCAUUAAUGCGAUCGUACUAUCGUGAUGGAAGAUUUGGAAAGACACGAUGAAACGCAAACUGCACGAACAGACGCUUCUCUGUACGAACCCAGUGCUGACAAAUCGCAACUGGACCAAACAGACAUGGAUGCUCUGUUGCGUGGACAUUUCAGCGAGGAUUUUCAGCCGACACAGACGACUUUCCCGUCCGGCUUUCGCAAAGUGGUCCCUCCAUGCGAGCUUCAUGGCUUCAUGGGUGCCUCAGCGACAUUUCGUCAAUUUUUGCCGUCCCUUUCGUACUGCAGUAUGUACGCAGAUCUGAGCAAUUCCCGCGACGUGAUGCUGCAGAAAGCCGGUGGCGCAGUGUGCGCGGCAUACGAAAUCGCCUACGGCGAUCAAAUUGCUGUGUUCUCCGCCUUCAUGGCAUCCGCCCUCGAAGCCCACCAGAAACCGUAUCAGCCACAGACGUCACUGCAGCGUUACCUGGUGGGAAUGCACGAAAAACGCCAUAAGGACAAAGCCCGUCUGGCGCAGUUUGUUGCCAUGCUUCCUGGAUUUGAUAGUGUCAGUCAGACGGAUCGCGAUAUUUUAAUAGCGGAAAAAGGGUUCAUCAGUACUUUGCUGCACCAUAUGAGGUACGUCUACAAGGGGGAAUAUUAUUGCACAUUACCGGGUCCCGAGCAAAUUCACGCCGGCAACUACUGGAUGGACCUUAUGGGUGUGGAUCCGGAAUUCCGCCGGUUCUGUCUUAGGUUUAGCGCUGUAUUCAACGGAAUCGGGCUGACGCUGACGGAGACCUAUCUCCUCUUGGCCGCUGUGUUUUUCGAUCCACGCACCACCAGUGCUGCGGACAAAGAAAUACUUGCGCAUCUGCACGUGUUUUAUAUGGAUGCCCUAACGUACAUGAUCGGAUUUGUUCGCCGCGAGAACCCGGCGGAGCGCGCCGUUGUGUACCAUCGGCUGGCCGAAGCAGCAAAGAUGUUCCCCGCGGUGCACCAAAUGUCUCUUGAUUGGUACGUUACAGAGCGGACCUUGCCUCCUUUACCCGCACCGUCGAGAACGCUGCUUCAAGACUGCCUGAAACGCUGAAAUCUCUUACACCGUCUACGUACGAAUUGGGGCGAGUGCCGCCGUUUUGACUGUUUUUUUAAUGCAAUCGUUGUUUUGGUAGGCAUCCAAGCUCAAAGCACCCGUUUUUCGGUUUUUCAUCAUUCCUAGUCAAAUGAUGUAUGUACAUGGAGCUGAAAGUCAUAGCUUCAAAAAUUUAAAAAUUGUUCUGUAGUCUUGAAAACAAGGUCGUGGAGUGGUUUUGGCUCGGAUUCGUCUUUUAAUUUAACUGAGCUGGACCUCUUGCCCAUUUUGACUCAAAAUAUUUUUUAUGCGCACCAGCUUGUGCUAUAAUGGCGAUCGUUACGGACGCCAGAAUCCCGGUUCGGCUCGUAAAUACAGUAAAGCACAU